Messenger RNA from Rotaria sp. Silwood2, 804 nucleotides. The record is from the annotation of a GenBank genome assembly. Lineage: Eukaryota; Metazoa; Rotifera; Eurotatoria; Philodinida; Philodinidae.
AUGCCAAGUCUUCACAAAUUGGUCUUAUGGAUCGAAAAAAAAAUUCUUGAUGAAAUAUCGUGGUCGAAGCAAAGUAAAUUUCGAGAAUUGUGCAUCAGCGAAUGUACUCAUAUGCAAUUGUUUUCUAUUUUGCAUAAUUUAUCAAGUCUUAAAAUGUUGUCAUUUGAUUAUUGUGAUAUGAACUAUAUCGAUAAAAGUAUCCAUUUAACUCCAUUCACGCAAUUAACGUCGUUGACGCUGAAGAGAAUGAAUAUGUUAAUAGAUGAACUCGAAUAUCUUCUUUCACUUCUACCCUCACUUGUUUAUCUUGAUUUAGGAAGACGAUUAGAUUCGUCACUGGCAUUUCUACAACGAUUUUGUCAAUGGGAACAAUUUAUUCCUCAGAAAUUACGUCAACUUGAACACUUCUAUUUCGAGUUCUUUAGUUCGAAGCGUAACUAUGAAGAUAUUCAAAAUAUAGAAUCGAUUAUAGCUGUAUUUCGUACACCAUUUUGGUCGGAGCAAAAACGCUGGUUUGUCACAUGUGAAUACGUCUAUCAAGGUAGAGCGGUGCCGCAAACUAUCCUGUUUCUCUUAUCAAAGACUUCAACCAAUGAUCCUCCUGACCAAUUUGCCGGUUCUGGAAUAUCAUACUCAACUUCCACAACAAAAAUCGAUGAUACAUCAAAGAUGAACAGUGUGUGGACUGUUCGCAUCGAUUUGGCAUGGAUGAUAAAAGCAAUUUCCACAGGAGAGGUAUGUAUACCGAUACAUCUUAUUAUUUUCGAGAUAUCCAAUAAUAAUUGGUAUUGGUACGUCGAUUAG